UAGGGUAGGAGGCCCUCGGGGACCGUCCCUGGUGCUGGAGGGACCCUGUUCACCCGGUUCGGGGCUCCCGCAGGCGCUUCCUGCUCGGGGGGUGGAAGCCAGGCAGCCCUUGCUGGUGCUUUCCCAUGUGUCUGCGUCCUGGGUGGGUGCCGGGUCCUGUCCCCACGGUGCCCACAUGGCCCUGUCCCUGUUUGUCCUGGGCCCCGUGGUGCCUGGGUGCCCCCUCUGGGUGCCCCCCGCCCUCCCCGGUGGCCCUGUGCCAUCCUCCCCCUCCCCCCCCCCCACAAUCCCUGUUCACCCUGCGUGAUCUUGUCACCAUGGUCCCUGUCCCUGCCGUCCCCUUUUGCUCUAUCCCCAUGGUCCCCCUGUGCCCUGUCCCCAUUUGCCCCAUCCCUACAGUCCCCAUUUGCCACCAUCCCUGAGGUCGGUCCCCAUGUGCCCUAUAUAUUCCUGUGUAUGCUGUGCCCACAGUCUCCACGUGCCCUAUAUAGCCCUGUCCUCCUGCGCCCUGUCCCCACAUGCCAUCAUCCCCAUGUGCCCUGUAUGUCCCUGUCCCCCUGAGCCCUGUCCUCAUAUGCCACAUCCCUGCAGUCCCUGUUCUCCCCUGGCCCCAUGGUCCCCAUGUGUCCAGUCCCUAUAUGCCCCAUGUGCUCUGGGUCCACGGUCCCCACAUGCCUGACACGACCCAAUCCCUGCGUGCCCUGUCCCCACGAUGCCCAUGCACCCCACUCGGCCCUGUCCCCACUCACCCUCCCCCCAGGCCAGGCUGGAGCAGUGUCAGCAGGAAGCCGAGGAGGUGGCCCAGAUCAUGAAGGAGAACUUCACCAAGGUGCUGGAGCGUGAGGGCAAGCUCAGCGACCUGGAUGAUCGGGCCGAGGAGCUGCGCAGCAUGGGCCAGGAGUUCACGCGGACGAGCCGAGCAGUGGUGCAGAAGCAGCGGGCCAAGCAGCGACGCUGGCGCCUGGUGCUGGUGGGGCUGGCCGUCGGCCUUGCCGUCAUCAUUCUCAUCGUGGUGCUGGCACUGUGGCUGGGUGGCACCAGCACCGCCCCUCCUGUGCCACCCUCUGUCACCCGUGCCAGCUCCGGUGGGGACUGAGUACCCCAGCCCACCUCCACCAGUGCCUUCGGAGACCCUACAAUAACAUCACCAGGAUCUCCUUCAAGGACACCCUGCAAUAACAAGCCAUCGGGACCCACUUUGGGGAGACCCUACAAUAACAAACCAGCAGGUUCUGCUCCAGGGAGACCCUACAAUAACAAACCAGCAGGAUCCACUCUGGAAACACCUUACAAUAACAAGCCACCUAGCCCGGCUUCAGGUAGACCCUACGAUAACAAGCCACCAGGAUCUGCUUUGGGGAGACCUUCUAGGAACAAGCCAGUGGGACCUGCUUCGAGGAGACCCUACAAUAACAAACCAGUGGGACCUGCUCCAGAGAGAGACGAUGAUACCAACCCACCAGGCCCUGCUUUGGGGAGACCCUACGAUAACAGAGCACCACAGGCAGUGGUGGCCCUGGCCUAGGGGCACUGCCUGGACAGGGGGAAUCGCCCUCUGCCAGCUUCCCCUUGGGUGCCCCAGGGACCCAGGUGUCCGGUGGCAGGGCCUGCUCCCCGGGAUGCCACCCACUUCCAGUCCCAUCCUCCUGCCUGGAGAGGAGCAUGGAAGGACCCUGGGGUGCUGCAGCCCUGUGCCACCUACCUGCACCUUGGGGUGGCUGGGUAUUGCCCAGGCGCAGGGUGCCCAUGCCCCCUGGGGCACAGCAUCCCCUGGGCACCCAUGGGCGAGCAUCACCCAGGCACAGCAUCGCCUGGGCACCCGUGGCACAGCCUGGCACCCUUCCCUGAGCAGGCAGCGGUGCCGUGACCGUCUCCACUGUGAGUCUCUUUAUAGCCGCUACUGAGAUAAAAAAACAAAAAACAAACAAAAACACCUAAAAA
Molecule: messenger RNA, 1941 nt
Organism: Rhea pennata
Lineage: Eukaryota; Metazoa; Chordata; Aves; Rheiformes; Rheidae
Gene: VAMP5
Product: vesicle associated membrane protein 5
Exons: 2
Coding region: 713-1096 (127 amino acids)
Biological process (GO): Golgi to plasma membrane protein transport
Cellular component (GO): plasma membrane
Source: RefSeq, a predicted model, not a curated record